AAUGCGCCAUCUAUCGAAUUCACGACCAAUUGACAUAUUAUUGUUAUACCAGGAUGAUCAAGUGUACAAUUCGCUAAAAUAGAAUGUUGACGUGUAUUACGUUUUGGGUUGAUAAAUAGACAUUUAUUUGUAAUUAACGCCAGAACAGAAUGUAAUGUUCUCAGAAUGUAUACACUUCAAACGAUUACUUUGUUUUUAUUUGGAUUUUUUCUGCAUUCAUGCAAAGGCGCAGGUAUCGAGUAUGUGGGCUGUUAUGAGGAUAGCAGCAGCAACCGAAUCCUUCAAGGCUCUUUUUACUUUUCUGAUUCGAACUCACCAGCGGAGUGUUCAAAAAUCUGCAGCAACUACAAGUUUUUCGGAGUGCAGUCGGGGAGGCAUUGCCGAUGUGGUAAUGCGCUUUAUUCUUCAACCCAAAAGCCAGAGUCAGAGUGUUCUUUUAUUUGUCCUGGCGACAGAAGCAAGAUAUGUGGCGCUGAUUGGAGGAUUAACCUCUACAGGCAUUCGGAUUGCCCACUCGGAAGUAACAGCGUGAACUGUUCCAAGCAAUGCAAUUGCCGAGUGGGCUCAUGCGACAAUGUUACGGGUGCAUGUGGAAAUGAGGGCUGUACAGACGGAUGGACAGGACUAGCGUGUAAUGAACGCUGCGCACUCGGAAGUUACAGCGUUAACUGUUCCAAGCAAUGCCAUUGCCGUGUGGGCUUAUGCGAUAGUGUUACGGGUGCAUGUGGAAAUGGGGGUUGUAAAGACGGAUGGAAAGGAAUAGUAUGUAAUGAAAGCUGCCCACUCGGAAGUUACAGCGUCAACUGUUCCAAGCAAUGCCAUUGUCUUGUGGGCCCAUGCGACGGUGUGAAGGGUGAUUGUGAAAAUGAUGGCUGUAAAGACGGAUGGACAGGAAUAGCGUGUAAUGAUAAGUGUGGCGGGGUCCUGACAGAAUCAUUUGGCGUCAUUACGAGCCCCAACUUCCCGUCAUAUUACAGCCACAAAUUGCAAUGUACCUGGGUCAUCAACGCGCCAGAGGGAAGCCGUAUCAACGUGAACUUAACAGACUUUAAAAUGGAGACCCAUUCAAAGUGCAAUUAUGACUACCUGGAGCUAUUCAACGGACCUAACGCCUCCUCUCCGCCAAUCGGAAAGUACUGCGGGGAAGCGCCACCUAAGGGAUUCCAGUCGCAGUCGAACUCUGUCGGUAUUGUCUUCAUCACAGACCAAAGCCAAAGUGCGAUGGGUUUCCGGAUGACUUACACAUUCACACAGGACUGCCCACAUGAACGUAACAGCGUAAACUGCUCCAACCAAUGCCAUUGCCUUGUUGGCACAUGCGACAGUGUCACAGGUGCAUGUGGAAAUGGGGUCUGUAAAGACGGAUGGAAAGGAACAGCGUGUAAUGAAACCUGCCCACACGGAAGUUACAGCAUUAACUGUUCCAAUCAUUGCCAUUGUCGUUUGGGCCCAUGCGACGGUGUAACCGGUGCAUGUGGAAAUGGUGGCUGUAAAGACGGAUGGACAGGAAUAGCGUGUAAUGAAAAGUGUGGCGGGGUCCUGACAGAAUCAUUUGGCGUCAUUACGAGCCCCAACUUCCCGUCAUAUUACAGCCACAAAUUGCAAUGUACCUGGGUCAUCAACGCGCCAGAGGGAAGCCGUAUCAAUGUGAACUUAACAGACUUUAAAAUGGAGACCCAUUCAAAGUGCAAUUUUGACUACCUGGAGCUAUUCAACGGACCUAACGCCUCCUCUCCGCCAAUCGGAAAGUACUGCGGGGAAGCGCCACCUAAGGGAUUCCAGUCGCAGUCGAACUCUGUCGGUAUUGUCUUCAUCACAGACCAAAGCCAAAGUGCGAUGGGUUUCCGGAUGACUUACACAUUCACACAGGACUGCCCACAUGAACGUAACAGCGUAAACUGUUCCAAUCAAUGUCAUUGCCGUGUGGGCCCAUGCGACGGUGUAACGGGUGCAUGUGGAAAUGGGGUCUGUAAAGACGGAUGGAAAGGAACAGCGUGUAAUGAAACCUGCCCACACGGAAGUUACAGCGUUAACUGUUCCAAAUAUUGCCAUUGUCGUGUGGGCCCAUGCGACGGUGUUACUGGUGCAUGUGGGAAUGGUGGCUGUAAAGACGGAUGGACAGGAAUAGCGUGUAAUGAAAAGUGUGGCGGGGUCCUGACAGAUCCAUUUGGCGUCAUCACGAGCCCCAACUACCCGUCGAAUUACAACAGAAACGUUCAAUGUACCUGGGUCAUCAACGCAUCCGAGGGCUAUCAGAUAAAUGUGAACUUUACAGACUUUGCUCUGGAGGACAGCUCCGAGUGCAAUUAUGACUUCCUGGGGCUCUUUUACGGACCUAACGCCUCCUCUCCGUUAGUCGGGAAGUUCUGCGGGACAGCGCCACCUUGGCGAUUCCAGUCGCAGUCGAACUCUGUCCGUAUUGUCUUUUCCACAGACUCCAGCGAUAGUGCGAGGGGUUUCAAUCUGACGUACACGUUCUCCGUACAAGAUCUCUUUUACAUGGGCUGUUAUGAGGACAGUAAAAACCGAAUCCUUGCAGAUUAUGAUUACCAUUCUGAGUCGAACUCACCAACCGAGUGUUCAAACAACUGCAGCCACUACAAGUUUUUCGGAGUGGAGGCGCGGACUCAUUGCCUCUGUGGUAAUACGCUUCAUUCUACAACUAAAAAGCCAGAGUCAGAGUGUUCCUUCAUUUGUUCGGGCGACAGAAGCCAGAUAUGUGGCGCUCAUUGGAGGAUUAACAUAUACAGUCAUGGGGAUUGCCCACUCGGACGUACCGGAGUAAACUGUUCCAAGCGAUGCCAUUGCCGUGUGAACCCAUGCGACAAUGUUACGGGUACAUGUGGAAACGGUGGCUGUAAAGACGGAUGGAAAGGAAUGGCGUGUAAUGAAAGCUGCACACUCGGAAGUUACAGCGUUAACUGUUCCAAGCAAUGUCAUUGCCGUGUGGGCCCAUGCGACGGUGUUACGGGUGCAUGUGGGAAUGAUGGCUGUACAGACGGAUGGACAGGAAUAGCGUGUAAUGAAAAGUGUGGCGGGGUCCUGACAGAUCCAUUUGGCGUCAUCACGAGCCCCAACUACCCGUCGAAAUACAACAGAAAAGUUCAAUGUACCUGGGACAUCAACGCAUCCGAGGGCUACCAGAUCAAUGUGAACGUUACAGACUUUGCUCUGGAGCAUCACACCGAGUGCAAUUAUGACUACCUGGAGCUCUUCAACGGACCUAACGCCUCCUUUCCGUCAUUCGGGAAGUUCUGCGGGACAGCGCCACCAAGGGGAUUCCAGUCGCAGUCGAACUCGGUCCGUAUUGUCUUUUCCUCAGACUCCAGCGAUAGUGCGAGGGGUUUCAAUCUCACGUACACAUUCUCCGUACAUGGCUGCACGUUCGGACGUUACAGCGUUAACUGUUCCAAGCAAUGUCAUUGCCGUGUGGGCCCAUGCGAGGGUGUUACGGGUGCAUGUGGAAAUGAUGGCUGUAAAGACGGAUGGGCAGGAAUAGCCUGUAAUGAAACAAAUGUAUCUAUUUCUACAACGGAGCGUCAACAUGACCAUUCUGAAGAUGACAAGUCUAUUUCUGAAAAAUUGCAUAACCCCGUAUUAGCUGCAACGUUAUCUUCUGUCCUCGGAGUUGUGCUUGUUGCUGCUGUACUAUUUGCUGUGGUGUACAUCAGACGACGACGUCGCCAAUCCGCUGGAGGGGCCUCUGAUAAUACAGACUUGUCUCCUGAACAUAACUACGAAGACCUGUUAACAUCCAGGGACACUGGCAACUAUGACUACCUUGAAAUGCCAUCCCGUUGCCAAAAGGAAAGCACACAUUAGAAUGCUGCAGAUGCUUACGUCACUUUGACGAAUAGACUUGGUAAAUAAAAUAUGCAAAAGAAAUUUUCCGCGUCCAAUGUAUAUUUUUGUAUAUAACAUUGUACCAGAUCCAGAAAUUGAAACUAUAUACGACCAAGAAUAACAAAACCACAUGCGAGUUUCUUCACCAAGACACAUUAUCGAUCUGAACAAACACCAAACAAAAAUAAACGCAUGUACACACACUAGUCUGAUAUUGAAACUACUUCUGAUAGUUCUACCAGCUUCUACAUAGAGUCUCUUCUAACCAAUCAUAACAACACCAGUCCCAGCACUUCAUUUGUGAUUGCGGCAGGUUACUUCAACAUCAGCGGGUCAGGCAAUAUACUUAACCAACAAACCCUACCAACAUCGUGUCAACCCCUGUUCAAGGGGACGGUAAUGCAAAAGGAUUUGUUGAACGUUGACAAUAGUAAAUAAUUUAAUGUUUUGGAAAUAUCUGUAAAUAUUGUUUUGAUCACCCAUCCCUUUUCAUCAACCAUGGUUGACAUAUAAACGUCAUCAACAUAUAUCAACGACUGCUCUUAUUUAUUUCUACAUGUAUUUGAUAUUUAUAUAUGUCCAAUUAGGAGAAUACUGUUUUACCAGUUUUCACGUUAAUAUGCACAAUGCUUUGCUAUGCAUAGUAAUAUCUUGAUGUAUAGCUCGAACUUCUUUGAUCAAAUCGAUAAAUAAACAUAAAAAUCAGCUUAACUCACACCAGUUAGUAAAUGUAUAUCUUUUAAUAUACAGUAUGAUCAUUGCCUGUACUAAUCACAUGCUAUGCAGAGUUAUGUUUGAGUAUUGAUACCAUCACAAUAUUUCUAAUGCACAUGUAUACAAGUACUGUUCAUGAAAUAUAGUAUACGUUGUUUUUGUUUGUUUUAUAAAGUGCACAAUGAAGAAAACAAACGAAAAUUUAUGUUUACAAGGAGAACUUCAUGACUUUGUAACUGUCCGACAUGUAGAUGUAAAUAGAUAUGUAUAAGUUGAAUAAAUAUUAUAUUAUAUGUUCAUGUAUAUAUAAUUAUUAACUGUCAACAUUUUAACUCAAUGUGUGACUGCAUGCGUGGAUUUACGAAUGAGUAUUUAUAACAUCGUAGUAUGCAUUAUAAAGUUCUUAUAAAGUUCACAAAAACACAACAUAAUAAUAUUUGUGUUAACAAGGAAAACUGCAUGACUAUGUAAUUUUCUGAUAUAAAGAUGUUACCAGAGUUGCAUAAGUAUAACAUUAUUUCUAUUAGGAGUAUAUUAUGACUUCCUUUUAUAUAUUUUUACUCCAUGUGUGAGUGCAUGCCUUGAUGCUUAGGUGUGUGUGUGCUCUUGUACAAGAGGGACACUAAGGACUUCAGUCGGUAUGCACACACACGAGUGGGCUCUCAGUGACAUAAUGAGGUCGUCCUUACUUGUCAAAAUACAUUUAUUAAUGCCUAUAUACAUAUAUAUCCUGUAAUAUGCAUAUUUGAUCACCAAACAAUAAUAAACUAAACAUAUACGUU
Messenger RNA from Dreissena polymorpha, 5339 nucleotides. Its product is annotated as multiple epidermal growth factor-like domains protein 10. The transcript has 26 exons. Lineage: Eukaryota; Metazoa; Mollusca; Bivalvia; Myida; Dreissenidae. The record is from RefSeq and is a predicted model, not a curated record. Bases 166 to 3822 code for a protein of 1218 amino acids.